Symbiodinium sp. CCMP2592 is the source of this 6093-nucleotide messenger RNA. Lineage: Eukaryota; Dinophyceae; Suessiales; Symbiodiniaceae. The record is from the annotation of a GenBank genome assembly.
AUGGGAUGCUUCAAAGUCGGUCACACCGUGAAGUGGCUGGCUGGCCUCUGGAUCUUGCCCCUAGACAUUCCCUGGUGCGAGCUUGUCAGCAACGGGGAGAAGGCAAUCUGGAAAAUUGGUGCACAAGCACAGACACUUACUGAGACUCUCACAUCAACCAGCACCUCCCGCACUGUAAGCAUCACCAGCUCCAGCUCUACGCGAUCCGUCACCAGCACAACAAGCAUCACUUCCACGACUCGGCUGUCAACUACUACCACCAGUUCCUCUCAACCUCCCAUUCUACCAUCUCGUGUCAGCCUGCUGGUGGAAUUUGCUCCCGGUAUGGCCGAGAACCAGACGUGCGAUAGUUUGAGCUGCAGAGAGGUUUUGAUUCCUGCGGGGCUGCCGGUUCUGAUACUGCAGCUCCAAUCUCCAGAUGUAAAUUAUGACUGGGGGAUCCAGCCCCAGUUACUCGUUACUAGAGGCCAGCUCACCAUGCGAUCGGCAAGAGCCGGGGCUUGUGUUGAGGAGACAUCAUCUGUUCAUUCGGGCACGUACCUUCGACUGCUGCCGGGCAAAUGGGCAGAUGGAGGUGUGGAUGCCACAGUGCAAAGUGGUAACUUGCAUCCUUCAUCCAUUUAUAUGCCCUUGAUUUUCAAGGAGGGCGGUGACUAUUCUCUUUGCUUUACUGAGGAUGCGAUGUUUGGUUUGGGUGGUCGUGUCGACCUUGUUCCCAUCACGAUACGAGUGCGGGGUGCAUACAACUUCGCUUGUGGCAGCUCGCCAUGUCUAUCUGAGCGUUCUCAGUACUGUCACAUCCUCCAAGCUUCCUACAGUCCGGCAGGUGCUUGUCAGGUGACUUUUGAUCAAACAGCAGAGCACUCUUCGGAGCAGGGGGAGCAGGGAGUACUGGGAAGUGUUGAGCAGAUGCGAAUAUCGUGGUCCGAUCCAUGGCAGAUCACCCACGGCUCCGAUGGUACUGUCUCGGCUGUGGAAAAUUUCAGUUGUCAGAGCCGGUCUCAGACAGAAGCUUUUCUGUGCUUGAAUGCAGAUCGUUGUGACCUUGGAGACGACUCCGUCCCACUCAACAGCCAGGCACUUGCAUCCCUUCCUCGUGCACGUGGCGAUUUGGCGAAUGAAUCCUUCAAAGCCUACACAAUUGCCGUGUGCUUGUGUCCUAUUGUUGGAAACUGUUUGGAGCCAGAGUUCUUCGUUCAAGAAGUCGGCGUCGUGCACUUUUUCGCUGCAUUUCUUUGCUUACACUCCGGAGAUGCGGAACAUGAGGGGGCUGCAUGUGCCGGGUCAUUCUCGUCAGUAGUUGCGUUCUAUCCGAUUCAGAUACAUGUGCUUUGCCCUGCCGAUGUGUGUAAGUCGGUUCCGGACCUGACUGGAUCCCGCGUGAAGCUCACAUCCCCAUCGCCUGAUAAUUUCCGUGCCAGCUGGGAUCCCAGCACGGGCUGCCGGACAGCUUUGCAAUCGCCCUUGCAGACGCAGCCACCCAAUUGCUUGGAUCCAUCCCAUUGCACGGUCUCCGGGGGGAUUCGCCAGGAUCUAAAACGCUUCGGAGAAGGACCAGAGGGUCCUUUCAAGUUUCUGGGUGAUCGACCUUUGCAUGGCCAAAGAGCGUUCCACUCUGCAUUCUAUUUGGAUAUUUGUUUUUGCUUGUACGACUGCAGGAGUAGGCUCGCCGUCCCGAGCUAUUUCAAAGUUGGAGAGAUGUCCAUUCUUCCGUUGCGCUUGCUUGGUGCUAGCCUCCUGCUGCAAAUUCCACGAAGAGUCGGCGCAGUGCGCCUGCAGAGGUCGAUAGACACUUCAGCGUCUUUUCAGCCACCUCCGGAGUCCAUUCCCCCAGCAGGGACACGACAAGCCUACUUGAAGCUUCUUGGAGACGAUGGGCAUCAGGUGCUUGAUGAAGAAUGCGGUCGCACACCGUAUGCUUCGUUUUUGAACCAGUCCUCAGCAGAAUUCUUCCUGCUAGCAAUCUCCAACAACAUCUCGUCUGAGCUGAACGAGGCCGGGAUUCAGGAAAGAUUCCGAGGCCAGCCAGACAUGGCGAACACUUCCCACUUGGCAUUCGGAGGUGGCGACAGUGAAGGCAUGAUGUUUCUGCGCCCAGGCCGCGUGGCAGUUUGCUACUGUGGAGUCGAGGAAGGAGGUUGCCCACUCGCGUUCUGGAGGUUGUUGACGCACUUGACAGUACGAGGUCCUAAAGUUUUGCAGGACCUUACACCAUAUCAACACUGGACCGUAAGCUCAGAUGUGGUAUUCAGUCUGCAGCUUCUGGGAUGGGGUCUUGUAAACACGGAUCAGAUCUUGAUCCUGCAGCCAGGGGCGUCUUGCACGGAAGAUGUGCUGAGACUGGAAGACUCCGUUUUGCGAAGUUGCCCGAAGAACUGCAGCGAAGCUGGGGGUCUUGAAAGCAACUCUAGUGACAGUUCCGGUAUACUUCUCCACGUUCUGAGCGACAGCAGCGUUCCUUGCGGUGGAGCAGCGGAAGAGCUUGGUCUUUGCCCAGACGUUUUUGUUGAGGCGAUCGAGGUUCGCGAAACAGGGACUUUCGUGUCCUUCAGCUCUGCACCCGGGCUGGUGACCGGGGAUGUUUUGAGCCUGGGCGAACAGGCAGCCUGCUCCACGGCAAGCCUUGCCAAUGGGGCGUGCACUGUCGAAGACGAAGAAGAACUCCGAGGUGUCCUGGCUGCUGCGGGAUCGUCAAGUGGAGCCGGUGAUCAUGACUUCAGUGGCUUCCCCGGUGAUUCGCACUAUCUUGUGGGAAGGACAGCCAGGUCCACUCCGGACGAGCAGACUUUCGUGCUGGAUGCUGUAUGGCCUUCUUCACGGUUGCCUGUAUUCGAGAUCUUCGGUGCCGGACAGUGGACUCGGCAUAGCCAGGCGGAAACAGCCAGGGAGCUUCGAGCUACACAUGCAGCAAGUCAACUGCCUGUCUGCUGGAGGCCUUGGAAUGGCCCAGCUGUGAUGGCUGGCAGUCUCACCGUGGAGGAGCCAGCUGAAGCAGAUUGUCAGAUUUUCCUGACGGCCACCGGGAGACAUCAAGCUGCCCCGGUCUUGAUCACAUACCGCACAACCGACCUUGGCGGGCAGGAGGGCGAAGUGAGCCAAAUGCGCCUGGAGUUCCCGACUGCAUCACUGCUCGGUCUUCGAAGAGCAACAGACGAUACCGACGUCAUGGAAGAGCUUGCUGGAGAGAAUUCCGCCGAGGGGUCGAAGCAGACAUGGUGCGGCUUUCUUUUCAAGGAGAUCGCAUCAGACGACGUGGAUGGCUUUCCACUGCCUCAUGGGUGUUACUUGCAGCGUGCGACUGCAGAUUCAUGGGCUGUCGGCCUGGUAUUUCGCCCUGGUGUCAUGUUGAAGCCGCAGCAGCGGUACCACAUGGUCUUGAACGGUGUCAUCGGGCAAUUGGCGCAGAAAGGGGAUGAUGUGCUUCGAGUACUUGUUAUGAACAAUCUGGAGAACAAACCUUUCCAUGUGGCCGAGCGUGGCCGCUGCCGUCUACAGACCAGCCCUCAGGAGCCAGCAGCAGCUGCUGGUGAACCAGACUUGCAAAACUGUCCCAUCCUUGGAGGUGCAAACGGAAUUCUGGAUUUGGGAUCUGGGCUCGCUACAUUGCGCUUGCAACCGCAAGCGAGCAGCGCACUUCGAGCAAUCUCAGCUUCCAGUCAUCUGAGACUCUUCCUGUGGCCCCUCAUGGGAUGGCACCUCCGAACGGGCGAGUGUGAUGCCAAGUGCAUUGAUCACACUGGCUUCUGUGGCCUUGCGGAGAUGUCUUGCAGCAGUUUCGCGGUAAGCACGACGUGGACUCGGCCCAAUGCCGUAAGGAUGACACUGCCGAGUGAUCUGGCCGACAUUUAUGGGACCAUCCAGAACAUCUUUGAGAUUUCCAACCUGGCGCCACCUACAGGAGGGCUGUUCGCCGGACGCUGCGGCAUACAGAUCAGUUUACCCAGCGAUGUGGCUCCGUCCUACAGUGCUUCUUCCGGUGAUUUCAUCUACAGGAGCCCCAGCGCCGUGGCUGGUUUGCUCAGCACGGCUGGAAACGAACGGCCUUUCCAAGCGCAAGAAAGCAACGUUCUCUACGUGAAGAUCCGCUUGGGAGCGACUCUGCUUAGCGAGUUCACCGACUUCGCCGCGACGCUGGAAAUUCAGACUCCCAUGGGCUACAGAUGUUCUGCGGCAGAGGUUCCAGAAGCGCUCACGGCCCUCGUCGAUCAAGGAAGCCUACUUGGCAGUCUCCAGGAAGAUGGUUGGAGCAGCGGAUCACGGAGCUGUUUCUUCAACCUUCGUGCCGGAUUCGCUAUUUUUGCGGGCAGCUCCUUUAUGGUUCGGCUCAGAGUUAGGAACCCCACAAGCCCUCUUCCGGGCGAUGAUCCGAUGAACGUAUGGCAUCUCGGUCUCGAAUCCAUGGGCUCCUCGCCUUUCACCCGACGCAGCAAAAACGUUUCCGAUGCGUUCCUAGUAUCUCAGCAGCUGUUUGGGGCGAACUACACAGCCUCCAUUGCCGUGCUGGGCCGUCUGACAGAUGUCUCGCUGCAGCCGCAGAGCUAUCAGCCCGCGCUGCUCUCGUUGCAGCCAGGUGAUGCUUCCCUCGCUGGCACCAUUCUCGAAGUUUUCUUGAGGACCGCACAGAUGCUCCCUGCAGGUGGCACGGUUGUGCUCCAGGCUCCUCCUGGUUUCGAUUUCGGUAUCGCCUGCGAUGUCUCGGACCUUCCCAAGGGCGGCCACUAUUAUUCGAAAGGCAGGGCUGGAGAAGUGACAGGGCGCCUUCCGUUUCUGAGCUGCGCCGGGCAGCAGAGUCAGCAGAGUGAGGCCUUCCACGGCUUUGAUGCGGCUCGGGUGAGUUUGGAAGAGCGCCUUUUUGUUGGUGAAGCGUACGGAUUUCAGAUCCGGGUAGUUCCGCCGAUUCUCGGCUUCGCGGCAGACGGCGACUGGUCACUCUUUACAGAAGCGGCUGCCGGGCGGAUGGAUGGCAGUGUCGCAAUAUCCUCUGCAAAUGGUGGCUCCUACCAGCUCUACUACCGAGAAGUAGCUUCAAUGCAAGUUCACAUCUCUGACCUGAAGCCUCGCGAGUUGACCGGAAAGGAAGCAGUGCUUCACCUACUCUUCCGCCUUGGCGGAAUUCCUCUCAACAGCGUCUUGAGAUUGACGGUGCCCGUUGGUUUCAUCUUCAACUUCCCUGACACGAGCUUCAUCUCAUCCGCAGGAAAUGCUUCUGUUACAUCGCUUGAGGAGGCACUUCAGGUGCCGGGUGCCACUGUGGACUGGCCGGCAGGACUUCCUCAGCAACACCUCAAUGUUCUGACUUGGUCGAGUGCCUUCUACAAUCCGGUGGAAACGUACGGUUUCUUGGCGCCUGUGGCUGUUCCGUCAAGAAGCUCGACUCAGUCCAGCCAUUCCUUCGUUUUGGAAGUGGGUUAUGAUGAAGAAGCAAUGGCUGCAAGCUGGGAACUCCUCCGCACAACAGGAUGUGCCUUCCAUUGCCAAGUAACAUCUUCGGAGUUGCCAUUUGAGUACUCUGAGUCGCUUGCUGACGCGAGUGCAUUGCAGCGCCUUCGCGAAAUCUGCCGCGAAGCCUGUCUGCUUCGACAUGGCUGUGCUGAGAUCGAGAUCACAUUUACAAGCUCCGAUGCUUCGUGUUCCCUCUGCUCCUACUUGUCAUGUGAACAUGUCGAGAGAUUCGAUGCCGAGCUCCAUGUGCUUGUGUCAUUGACUCGACCCGCCGCCUCUGUACGGCCAGCUCCGCUAGUUCGAGCGCUUUUGGAUGGUGAGGUGUCCUUUCGCACUCAGCGCGUGGCAGCAGUGAGCGUGGUGCGUUUUCGAGUCCGACUGGUCACAACUGUGCCAGCUCCACGAGGAGCCUUGCUCAUUCAAGGCCCAGAGGGCUUCUUUUUCUCGGAGCAGUGCCAGCCGGUCGACGUCCCUCCUGAGACCUUUGACCGCUUUGCUCUUCGAAGCAUGGGCGAUGGAGGAAUUGGGUGCACGUUUUUCCGUCUCUCCGGUGUUCCUCGUAUUCAGCUGCAGCCUGGCACCUCCAGCCUCCUGGCCGGCCUCUACCUCUUCGAGCUUCCGGUGCAGAAUCCGGCUCCGCAGUCGCAGUGA